Molecule: messenger RNA, 726 nt
Organism: Lutra lutra (Eurasian river otter)
Lineage: Eukaryota; Metazoa; Chordata; Mammalia; Carnivora; Mustelidae
Product: DLA class I histocompatibility antigen, A9/A9 alpha chain-like
Exons: 3
Coding region: 16-726 (236 amino acids)
Biological process (GO): immune response; antigen processing and presentation of endogenous peptide antigen via MHC class Ib; positive regulation of T cell mediated cytotoxicity
Cellular component (GO): external side of plasma membrane
Molecular function (GO): signaling receptor binding; peptide antigen binding
Source: RefSeq, a predicted model, not a curated record
UCUGCCAGUCUGAGGAUGGAGCCGCGGGCGCCGUGGGUGGAGCAGGAGGGGCGGGAGUUUUCGGACCAGGAGACCGGGAACCUCAGGGACCCUGCACAGACUUUCCGAGUGAACCUGAACACCCUGCGGGGCUACUACAACCAGAGCGACGCCGGGUCUCACACCAUCCAGAGCAUGUACAGUUGUGAAUUGGGGCCCGACGGGCAUCUCCUCCGCGGGUACAGUCAGGACUCCUACGACGGCGCGGAUUACAUCGCCCUGAACGAGGACCUGCGCUCCUGGACCGCAGCGGACAGGGCGGCACAGGUCACCCGCCGCAAGUGGGAGGCAGCCUGUGAGGCAGAUCAUGAAAGGAACUACCUGGAGGGCAGGUGCGUGGAGUGGAUCCGCAGGUACCUGGAGAUGGGGAAGGAGACGCUGCUGCGCGCAAAACCCCCCAACACACACGUGACCUGCCAUCCCAUCUCUGACCAUUAUGUCACCUUGAGGUGCUGGACUCUAGGCUUCUACCCUGCAGAGAUCACCCUGACCUGGCAGCGUGAGGGGGAGGACCUGACCCAGGACACAGAACUUGUGGAGACCAGGCCUGCAGGAGAUGGAGCCUUCCAGAAGUGGGCAGCUGUGGUGGUGCCUUCUGGAGCAGAGCAGAGAUACACAUGCCAUGUGCAGCAUGAGGGGCUGCCCGAACCCAACAUCUUGAGAUGGGGUAAGGAGGGUUUGGGGUAG